This is a messenger RNA of Aspergillus affinis, 1368 nucleotides long. Its product is annotated as MCT family MFS transporter. The record is from RefSeq and is a predicted model, not a curated record. The transcript has a single exon. The coding region runs from base 1 to 1368 and encodes 455 amino acids. NCBI's taxonomy places the organism in Eukaryota, Fungi, Ascomycota, Eurotiomycetes, Eurotiales, Aspergillaceae. Gene Ontology annotation, molecular function: transmembrane transporter activity. Gene Ontology annotation, biological process: transmembrane transport.
AUGGCGAAGAAUACGGCUCCUCCAGAGGGUACAUCUCCUGCCAAACCUGACCAUGAACUAUCAACAUCACCAAACACAGACGAACCUCCAGACGGUGGUUAUGGCUGGGUGUGCACCGUGGCCGCCGCCGUGAUCAACGCCCAUUCAUGGGGCUUCAACUCCGCCUACGCCGUCUUCCUGGCAUAUUACCUUGAUAACGACGUUUUCCCAGGCGCCACAGCACUCGAAUACGCCUUUGUAGGAUCCCUCAGUCUUACAUUCCUCUUCCUGACCUCUCCCAUCGCCACGCUGGCCGUUCGCAAAGUCGGCAUCCGGCCAACGAUGUUCUGCGGUGUCGUCUUCGAAACCGCCAGUUUGAUCUGCGCCAGCUUCGCCUCACACACCUGGCAUCUCUUCCUCACGCAAGGCGUCCUAUUCGGCAUGGGCCUCGGACUCCUCUUCAUCCCCACCGCCGCUGUCGUCCCGCAGUGGUUCACCACUAAACGAUCACUCGCCAGCGGCAUCUCGCUUUCCGGCGCGGGUCUAGGCGGCCUCAUCUACGCUCUCUCCGCAUCGGCAAUGAUCCGCAAUCUCGGUCUAGACACCGCGUUCCGUAUUCUCGCCAUCCUCGCCUUCGUGGUUAACACGAGCUGCACGCUGCUCAUCAAAGACCGCAGUGCCAGUGCUGUAAACUCUACGACCCCAGAUCCACCGGUCUUCACCAUCGCCUUGCUCCAAAAGCCCGAAUACCUACUCCUCCUGGGCUUCAGCGCCUUCACCAUGCUCGGGUACUUCGUCCUCAUCUUCUCCCUGGCCAACUACGCCACCGAAAUCGGCCUCUCCUCGACCCAGGCGUCGCUUGCCAGCGCAAUCUUCAAUCUCGGCCAAGCCGUCGGCCGCCCCCUAGCGGGUUACUUCAGCGACACGACCGGCCGCGUCAACAUGGCCGCUAUCCUCACCUUCGUGGCGGGGAUCCUCCCGCUCGCGAUCUGGACGAACGCGCACAGCUACGGCGUGUUAAUGUUCUUUGCUAUCGGCGAGGGGCUGGUGGCGGGGUCGUUUUGGGCGACGAUUGCGCCCCUGGUCGCGGAGGUUGUCGGGUUGAAGGGGGUCGCGUCGGGGUUAAAUUUGUUGUGGUUGGCGAUUGUGGUGCCGUGUACGGUUAGCGAGCCGAUUGCAUUGGAGAUCUUUAAGGGGACGGGGAGUUAUCUGGGGACGCAGCUUUUUACGGGGUUGAUGUAUGUGGCGGCGGCGGGGUUUAUGGUUUUGUUGAGGGGGUGGAGGGUUGGUGUUGAGGAGGGGAGGGUGAGUAGUCGUGGUGGUGAUGGGGGGAGAGUGAAGAGGUGUUGGGAGUUUGGGAGACGGUGUUUUAGAUGGGCGAAUGUGUGA